Schizophyllum commune H4-8 is the source of this 1666-nucleotide messenger RNA. RefSeq lists its product as uncharacterized. Lineage: Eukaryota; Fungi; Basidiomycota; Agaricomycetes; Agaricales; Schizophyllaceae. The transcript is spliced from 4 exons. The coding region runs from base 90 to 1271 and encodes 393 amino acids. The record is from RefSeq and is a predicted model, not a curated record.
CGCCCGUUUCCUCCAUCCUCGAGCCUCGUAGCACAUCAUAUAAUACACGACAAACAUCUAUAAUUCUUUGUUGACCCUAAUCUGCAUAAAUGAAUGGUCUUGACCUUCUCUCCAACGCAGCAUCUCAGCUGUCCACCGCGCCACCUCCCGGGGGCCUGGAGGAGGGUCUCAGGACUCCCCUCAACGACAUUACCCAGCCGAACGCCUCCCAGAAGCGCCCCCCAUCCCCUCCUUUGACCGACACAACCCCUGCACCGAAGCGCCCGCGACGCACCUGUACCCAGCCAAAACCGGCAGCUUCGCCCCCCGAGCCCCCCACACCUACACCUCGAAAAAAGCGCGGACGUCCUCCGAAGAAGAGGGAAGAGGGACAGCAGCCCAAACGCGCGCCGGGACGCCCUCGCAAGGACAAGCCAGCUGCGAGCGCGGUGACCACGCCGAACGCGAAUCAAGCGCUACUCGCGGCAUCCCAGUCGGGUCUCGGGCGAUCGGAGACGGUGAAGAAUUCGCCCGCGACGCCCUCUAUCGACCGCCCUCCCUCGCCAGGUGUCGCGUCCAACAAGCAAUCCACCGCCGGUCGAGCGAUCGGCCAGCCCUUCCCUUCGAUCAACUUCAUCUCCUACACCCCCUCCUCGUUCGACUUCGGCUCUCCCCCACCCCUAGAUCCACCAAACAAUUCCUUCUCGUUCAGCAAUCUCCCUUCCCCUGUGGUCGCCUCUGGGGCUGCUUCCCUGGCGGAGGAGCAGCACACCGCAGCUUCUGUUGAGGGAGCCGUCCCAAAGCCCUCGCAAAAGCAGCGGAAGUACUCAGUCGCUGACAAGAGCGCCCUCCUCGAAGUCGUCCUUGGCGACAACGUGAAUGGCGACAAGAUCUUCGACAAACUUCAGGUCGCCUCGAACAAAGUCUGGCGCAUGGUGCUCGAGGCUCUUGGCGGGAAGCUUCCCAGUGGUCCUGUCACUGAGAAGCAACUCGGCAGCCUCUACAACACGCUUCUUACGACGUUCAAGCAACUCUACGAGUUCCGUAACUUCACGGGCCGUGGUGCUGAUGCGGACGACUACGACUGGGACGACGAAGAUGGUCUCGCAUUGCAUCUCCGCAACUCGAAGAGCAAGGGGUGUGCGAUCGACAAUCUCAAUGCGGCAAACAGUCGCUUGUUCGUGCGUAAAGGCUGGUACGAUCUCUUCGUCAAUCGCUACAAGGACAACUGUAAGGGGACCAGCCGGGAGUGGCCGAGUGGAGACGGUAGCGGAGACGAGGCUAACGUCUAGGCAGCCAUGGUCCCCGGACAGCCACACCACCUAGAGGGAGGCGUGACGUCUUAGAAGGGUGAAGAGCGUCACGGUGGACGAGGGAGAGGAUCGACGGUGAUGGCGGGUCGUGACCGACGAUAGAAGAGGGAGUAGGGUAGGGCGUAGCUCGGUAGAGAGAGGAGGGCAGGCGUACUGAAUACCACUACACAGUGGACCCAUGCGUGAGCCAUACAUGGGGGGCGCCCACGAGUAGGGUGCCCGGUAGGCAGUGCCGCCAGCGCCUACACGAGGUGGAGGGUAGUGACGAGGGGGCGGCGUCACUAGGGUAGUGGAGAGGCGUAUCGGCCAGAGACGCGGCCGGUGGUGGUGAUCGGUGGAGGGCGACACCGAUCGGAAGGAGGAGGGGGCGCGGU